AUGAGACUAUUAGAUUUUUUACCUGAAUACGUUGUUAGUAGUCUCUCGGCCAUUGCAAUUAUGGGAGAUUCGCCCUAUGGUUUAGACGAAAAGAUAAUGUGGUUCUUUCGAUGCUUUGGUUGUCCAUUUGAUGGGCUGUUUCACUCUCUCAACGUAGGAGGUAAAAAAGAAUCUUGCUGUUUCUGGCUUUCAAGAAGUUAUUUUUUAGAAGAAGGAACAGACGCAAAAUUACCCGUUCUAGAAAGAGUUUCUUUAUUGAUUACAUCAUACUACAUAAUAGUUGGUGUAAUAGAAGGAUUUUCCAUGAUGAAAGGAACGAUCGUUUGUAAAGAUUGGGCAUAUUUGCCUUUAUUAUUUUCCUGGACCCUUCUUUCAAUUUGGAAAAGAGGAAUAUACGGGAUUCAAGUAGUUAAAGAUCCUAAAGAUUUUUUUAAAAAUAUAGAAAUUGUGGAAAACAAUCUUAAAGAUAAACUUUUAUUACGUGCGAAAGUUACGAUAACUGCUUUAUUUUCAAUAGUUUAUCCUUGGGUGACAGUACUUAUCGUCUAUCUUACUCCACCGGUUGGAUAUUAUUGUCGUAGCAAAUAUGUAACAAUAAUCUGCUCUAUCUGGUCAUUUAACAGUGUUUUGGCUAUUUGUUGCCAUAUAAUAGGAGAAAGUGAUUUAAUCAUGUCUAAGGAAAGCGAACCUAAGAAAAGCGUGUCUGAGGAAAGUGAUCUUGAGAAAACUGAGAGCGUGUCUGAGGAAAGUGAUCCUGAGAAAACUGAGAGCGUGUCUGGGGAAAGUGAUCCUGAGAAAACUUUGAUCGGGUCUGAGGUAAGUGAUCCUGAGAAAACUGUGAUAUGGAAAUGCAUAAGGAAAUUCGUUGUGGAAUGGCAAAUAUUCGUUGAGAAAUGGAAAAAAUUCGUUGAGAAAUUGAAAAGGAUGAGGACGUUACAUAUAUGGAAUUCCAUGUGUGGUUUGAUAGUGACAAUUCUCGUGUUAUUUCUAGGAAUUUUUACCGGGUAUAACACUUUGUGGGUUGAUUUAUUCGGGGAUGCUUGUGAUUUGUCGAGCAUAGGAUGCUAUUAA
This is a messenger RNA of Funneliformis mosseae, 1071 nucleotides long. Lineage: Eukaryota; Fungi; Glomeromycota; Glomeromycetes; Glomerales; Glomeraceae. The record is from the annotation of a GenBank genome assembly.